Molecule: messenger RNA, 1287 nt
Organism: Penicillium subrubescens
Lineage: Eukaryota; Fungi; Ascomycota; Eurotiomycetes; Eurotiales; Aspergillaceae
Exons: 1
Coding region: 1-1287 (428 amino acids)
Source: RefSeq, a predicted model, not a curated record
AUGAAGACUGCCGUGUCCAAAUUGCCUGACGGCCAUGGUUGUGUCUAUAAGGAGGUACGCUUUUCGCCAACGGCAACCCCUGUUCGUCGUGCGCAAUCAGUCUCUACAAGUACCCCGUCUAUGAACUCCAAAUACCGACAAACGCGGAUCCCCCAGGUUCCCCAAGACCCGAGCUUUGGCUUAGAUACAUCAUAUAUCGAGCAAUCGCGCGAGCUUCUCGAGAACCAGCGGGCGCAUCUGGAAACCGAGCGGGCGCUGUUCGCUCAGGAACGACAAUUAUGGGCGAAAGAAAGGAUACUUCUGCGGACGAAGAUUGCAGAGCUAGAGUCUUUGUUGAAAUCUCAACGGAGCCAAUCUAUCCUCGCAACUGGGCAUCCUCCCAAGCCUGCAUUUGGAACACCGCAGUACUUGGACUCCCAUGAUCAUCUCUCCUCGGCACAGGUGUGGGAAGGGUCAAGUCCAGGAAGUCGACCGACGAGGGUAUUCCGCGACGAAGAAAUCCUAGUUAAUGCCCACCUAUCGCCGAUUAGUGAAAGGAGUGGCAGUAACCCUCCGUCCCUUGAUGCGGCACUGUCACCACGGGCACGGGCUGUAGACGCCUCUGGCGCGACUAUCAGCAUCCCCGUGCCCAUCGAAAAGCUUGACAGCAGACUGGAUGGGAUCACACUCAAGUCCACUGCUUUGCCACCUGGGGUGGUUGCUCGAGUGAUCACCCCACCCUCCCCGUCGCCCCUAGAAACCUCCUCCCCGGCUUUAGCCACCGCCCCUUCAGACCCUGCAAGGCCGGGGAUGGAACAUCGAAACAGUCUCAAGUUGAAGCUGUCAGAACUGGGCCGACCCAAUGAGAACCUUGUCAGGGAUGCUGGCCACACUCCCAUGGCGAUCAUCGAGGUAGAUGACAGCCAGCGGACCACCAAGGACGCCUCCCCCGUUGAGAUACCCCCGUUCCAGGAGGAGGAGGCCCCUUUGGCACCGAUGGUCACCCACGUCCACCAACCCUCCGAACAUGCGGAGUCCUACUUUCCCGACCUACCUGACGAUCCUGCGCUCACCGGGCCCCUGGGUCUGACUAAUGAUGAAGAGCACGAUAGCAGCUUCCUGAAUGAACUUGAUACGCGACUUCUAGACCAGGCUAAGCGUAUUCUGUCUACCUCGACGGUAUCCGAUGGAGAAGAAGAGCCUGAUCCAAAAGCACCCAAUCAAGGCGAACCAGAACCGGAAAUCAAAUUUAAGAAUUCGACGAAUUUUGGCACAGCAUUUGGAAUAUCAAAUUUUGGGAAAAUCUGA